CAGGCUAUCUCCUAUCUCCGCAGUAAAUGACAAGUCUAUUUUGGAAAGGAGGCAGCGCCGAAACAGGCACGUCAGCUAUUUGGCAUGAUGAGGUACCGGAGAAGAAAGAAAAAAUAAGUCUAGUCAACCGCCCACUGCAGGAGACUGGGGGAUGUUCCACUACCCUGAAUUUACAACCAUUUCAAGGAUAUUUAAGCACAAAGAAGACAUUUUUUUGGUGGGAAUUCUAAACACAAAUGUUGGAGUUUCCAUCCGGAAAGUUUGACGGCCAACUGACGUUUUAGCCCACAUGAUUCAACGCCCGCUUUACCUGAGUGGCUGAAGACUCAAGAAACAAAACAAUGGAUCAGAAUUUGUUUGGAGGAGCCCCCAGGUUUCUCACCCGCCCUAAGGCGUUCUCUGUGUGUGUUGGCAAGGAUGCCACACUGAGCUGCACUAUCAUGGGCAGCCCGACCCCAUUGAUCACCUGGGAAAAGGAGAAGCUGAAGUUGACAUCUGGGGGCCGCUUCAAGACCGUGGAGGAUGGAGAUGUGUACCGCCUGACCAUCUAUGACUUAACCUUGGAGGAUAGUGGCCAGUACAUGUGCCGGGCCAAAAACAGCGUUGGGGAAGCUUAUGCUGCUGUAACCCUCAAAGUGGCCCUGCCAACAGAGAUGGCUCAGAAGGCCCCUGUUUUCAUGCUUAAGCCUACCUCUGCACGUGUGGAUUUGGGAGGCGAUGUUGUUUUCCACUGUCGUGUUGCAGCUUACCCUGAUGCCAACUUUGACUGGGAGAAGGACGGGCGCUACUUGGGGGAGACUAACCGCAUCAAGAUUGUUUCAGACAGCGACAGCAGCACCUUAAAAAUCCAAAGUGUACGUAACCUGGACAGCGGCACCUACACCUGCAGGGCCCAGAACACUGUGGGUCGGUCACACGCUGCAGCAGCUCUUGUCGUAGAUGCCCAGGAUUCCCGCCACCUGGCUGCAGACAAGAACACCUCCCUCCUCUCUCACCUGCAAAAACGCAAAGAAGAAUUCAAGAAGGACAUCUCUAUCUAUCGCACUGAAGAUGGCAGCUCCUCAGUUUCUUCCUCCUCCACAGCCAAUAUCACAGAUGGUUUUUCUCAUAGUCUGGAAUAUGAGCUGAGGGCAUCUGCGCUGGCAAAGCUGCCCAAAGGUGUGUUCACCCGUACCUGCACUGUCACUGAGGGCAAACAUGCCAAACUCAGCUGCUUUGUGACGGGUCACCCCAAACCCCAUAUUAUUUGGAGGAAGGAUGGAACAAACAUCAGCGAGGGCCGUAGGCAUGUCAUUUAUGAGGAUCAUGCUGAGAAUUUCAUCCUCAAGAUCCUGUACUGCAAGCAGACUGACAAUGGUCUCUACACUUGCAAUGCUACCAAUAUGGCCGGGCAGACCUACAGUGCUGUGUUGGUGACAGUCAAAGAGCCAAAGGUGCCAUUUAGGAGGAAGCUGCAAGAUGUGGAGGUUCAAGAGAAAACUUCAGCCACACUGAUGUGUGAGGUGCCUCUUAGUGCCAGCCAGGCCAACUGGUUUAUGGAAGAAACACGUCUGGAACAAAGUUCUAAGUAUCGUAUUGAGGAAGAAGGCAGCCUGCGUCGUCUCACUAUACACAAUGUCACCACCAACGAUGAUGGUGUUUAUAUCUGCGAGAUGAAAGAGGGCAGUCGCACUGUGGCUGAGCUCACUGUCCUAGGCAACAUUACUAAGAAGCUUCCUCGGAGGACAGUAGUUCCUGUCAGUGACACUGUCAUCUUCUGUGUGGAGCUGGAGCAUCCCUGCCCUGAUGCAUACUGGACCCGCAAUGGCGAGAAACUAAAGGAAGAUUCCCGCAUUUCCAUUGCCUGCAUGCUCAGACAGUACACUCUCACAAUUAGAGAGUGCCAGGCAGAUGACUCAGGAGAGGUGGCCUUUGUGGCUGGAGACUGCAAGACCUCCACUCGAUUCUCUGUCACUGCUGCAAGGAAGCAUCCUCCCGAUCCCCCAGUUGAUGCUGUGGUGCAGAACAAGACUGACUCAUCCCUCACCAUUCAGUGGUCUCCUCCUGACAGUGACCGCCCCGUGCCCAUCAAGGGCUACAUUGUGGAGAGGAGGAAGGUUGGCACUCAGACAUGGCAGAGGUGCAAUGCCGGAAAAACAGUUACCUCAACAGAGAUCACUAUCAACAGCUUUGUUGAGGAAGCCAGCUACCAAUUCCGUAUCUCUGCUAUCAAUGACUUUGGCCAGAGUCCCUACCUGGAAGUGCCUGGAAGCUUCUACCUUGAACCAACUGCAGAAAUCAGGAAAGGCCUGGUGAACAGCACUGCAGUCUUUGGAGAGGAGUUCUCUCUCUCUCUGGAGCUGUCUGCUGCCUGUUCUGGCUUUUGGUCUCUAAAUGGCCGCCUCCUGCGCAGUGGAGGAGACUACCUCAUCACCAGGUCCAAGAACGUACACACUCUGCUCAUACGAGUCGUGACCAUGGAAAUGAAUGGAAAUGAAGUCAAGUUUGUGGGUGGAGGCUCGGAGAGCAGUUGCAUCCUCUCUGUGAAGGUCCCUCCUGUUAGGUUCACUAAUAAGUCAGAUCAGCUGGAGGUGGUGACCUGCAGUGCCCAAGCCACUGCUCAGCUGACUGCUGAGGUGUCAGAUUAUGAUGCACAGGUGGUUUGGAUGAAAAAUGGGCGGGAGUUAAAAAUGGGCAAGAAGUAUGAAUAUGUGAUGACUGAACGCAAGAGGAUCCUGAUGAUACACAAUGUUACAGAGGAAGAUGUGGGCAUCUAUGAGUGUGUUUUAGCUGAAGACAGGAUGUCCAUGCAACUCACUCUUAAAGAUGAACCUGCUAAGUUUUUGAACAAGGCCAGAGGUCCCAUGGGACUGUCAUCGUCCCUUAAAGGAGAUCUUGAGCUGAGCUGUGAGGUUUCUCCUGCCAGCGCAACCGUUUUGUGGAGAAAAGAUCAAGUGGAGAUCACUGAGGACCAAAGAACUACCAUGAUCUCCAAAGGGACUCAAAGGAAACUCAUUAUCAAGAGUGCCAAGAAAAGUGACGAAGGACAUUACUCCUGUGAGACAGCAGCAGACAAAGUCACAUUCCAGGUCAAGAUAAAAGAAACUCAAGCCCAAGCUGCCUUCUCCAACAAGGAGUCAGUCCAGCAGGAGGUGAAAGCUACUUUCUCCCAAAAAGCCACUCUUAGUUGCAAUGUGUCUGAUAGCAAGACAGAGGUAAAAUGGUACAAAGACGGCAAGCUGUUGAUAUCCAGUAGGACGAUAUACUCAGAAUCCAAAGGCAAUACCCGUCAGCUGGUGAUUGAAAAGGUGGAGAAGAAGGAUGCUGGAGAGUAUACCUGCGAAGCUGGAGGAGAUAAGCUGGUCUUCAAGAUAUUCGUGUCAGAGCCCCAGGUUGCAUUCUUCAACAAAGAAUCAGUCCAGAGGGAGGUGAAAGCCACUCUUUCCCAGAAAGCCACUCUGAGCUGCGAGGUAGCUGAUUCCAAGACAGAGGUGAAAUGGUACAAAGAUGGCAAGCUGCUGACUUCCAGCAAGACAAUACAUGCAGAGUCGAAGGGUAAGAGUCGCCAACUGGUGAUAGACAGUGUGGAGAAGAAGGAUGGUGGAGAGUACAUCUGUGAGGCUGGGACUGAGAAGCUGGCCUUUAAGAUACAUGUGGCAGAGGCCCAGUCAGCCUUCUUCAGUAAAGAAUCUGUCCAGAAGGAGGUGAAAGCCACUCUCUCCCAGAAAGCCACUCUUAGCUGUGAGGUAGCUGAUUCCAAGACAGAGGUAAAAUGGUACAAAGAUGGAAAGCUGCUUACCACCGGCAAGGCAAUACAUGUAGAGUCGAAGGGCAAGAGUCGCCAGCUGGUGAUAGAGAGUAUGGAGAAGAAGGAUGGUGGAGAGUACAUCUGUGAGGUUGGGACUGAGAAGCUGGUCUUCAAACUCCAGGUGGCAGAAGUCCAGGCUAAAUCUGCUUUCCUCAAUAAAGAGUCUGUCCAGAAGGAGGUAAAAGCCACUCUCUCCCAGAAAACCACUCUAAGCUGUGAGGUAGUCGAUAACAAGACAGAGGUAAAGUGGUACAAGGAUGGCAAACUGCUGAGUCCAAGUAGAGCAGUUCAGAUGGAGUCUAAGGGCAAGAGUCGUCUACUGGUGCUCAGCAGCCUGGAGAAGAAAGAUGCAGGAGUGUACAUGUGUGAAGUUGGAACUGAUAAAUUGGAAUUUAAAGUACAGGUGACAGAGGUUCAACCCAAGUCAGCCUUCUCCAACAAGGACACAGUUCAGAAGGAGGUGAAAGUCACUAGCUCCGAGAAAGCCACUUUGAGCUGCGAGGUAGCUGAUUCCAAGACAGAGGUGAAGUGGUACAAGGAUGGCAAGCUCCUGACUUCCAGCAAGACAAUACAUGCAGAGUCGAAGGGUAAGAGUCGACAGCUGGUGAUAGACAGUGUGGUGAAGAAGGAUGCCGGAGAGUACAUCUGUGAGGCUGGGACUGAGAAACUGGCUUUCAAGAUACAGGUGGCAGAAGCCCCGGCUGGCUUCUCUAACAAGGAGUCAGUCCAGAAGGAGGUGAAAGCUACUCUCUCUAAGAAAGCCACUCUGAGCUGUGAGGUUUCUGAUUCCAAGGCUGAGGUAAAGUGGUACAAGGAUGGCAAGCUGCUGACCUCCAGCAAAACGGUCCACAUGGAGACAAAGGGCAGGAGUCGUGAGCUGGUGAUAGAAAAAAUGGAGAGAAAGGAUGCUGGAGAAUACACAUGUGAGGCUGGAACAGAAAAGCUGGUAUUUAAGCUGCAGACGGCAGAAGUAGCUGCCAUGUUCCAGAAGAAGUCUGUCCAGGACACCUGUAUUGUUCAAGCAAGUGAAAACAUUGUAUUGACCACUGAGCUGACCACAGAGAGUGCUAGUGUGAGGUGGUUUAGAGAUGGUGUGGCGCUCAAGGAGAGCAGCAAGUAUGAAAUGAAAAAAGAUGGCCUUUCUCGUACUCUGAUAGUAAAAUCCGCUGAAUCCAAAGACAGUGGAACAUACUCUUGUCAAACUGCUGAAGACAAACUAGAGUUCAAAGUCCAGGUUAAAGAGUUAGCUUUGAAGUUUGUUGUUCCUUUGAAACCUGCUACGGUGGAGUUGGGAAGUAACCUAAGCCUGACGUGUGAAUUAAACCAAGCCUCAGGGGAUGUUGUCUGGCAUCAUGGUGGUUCUGAGAUUAAACCUGGUGGCAGGUACUGCAUCAAGACAGAUGGUGCAAGGCGGGUUCUCACUGUGACUGGCAUGACUAAGGAAGAUGAAGGAGAAUACAGCUGUGAAUGUAAAAAUGACAAGACUUCUGCUAAAGUCUCUGCAAAAGCACCCAGAUUAGUGAGGAUCACUGCCAAACUGAACAAUGUGGCUGCAAUGGAGGGAAAAGAGGCCAUUUUCAAGUGCGCUGUCACCCCAGCGGACGUCAAUAUUAAAUGGUUCCACAACAACAUACCCAUCACUACUGGGCCUAAGUAUAAGAUUGAGCAUGGUGGUGACAGGCACUCAGUCACCAUCAUCUCUGUCACCGAAAAAGAUGCUGGAGAGAUUAGCAUUGAUGCAGAAGGCAAAAGCUGCAAAGCUACCCUGCAAGUGCAACAUGAGCCUGUGACAUUUAAGAAAAAGCUGGAGAACCUGACAGUGGAUGAGCAGAGUGAAGUGAAGCUGGAGGUGGAGCUCAGUAAGGCAUCAGAUGAAGUCAGGUGGAUGAAGAACAGUGUAGUGCUGCAGCCUGCAGGAAACAUGGAGAUUCGGGUAGACGGAGCCAAGCAGGCUUUGGUCUUCAAGAGUGUGACUUAUGCUGACCGUGGCAUCUACUCCUGUGAAACUCUGGAUGACAAGACCCAGGCCAAGCUCAGUGUGGAGAUGAAGAAAAUCUUGGUAAUAAAAGGCCUAACAGAAACCAAGGCACAUGAGACAGAGACAGUAACUCUUGAGGUAGAACUCAGCCAGGCUGAUGUUGAAGGCUUCUGGACCAGGGAUGGGGCCAAGAUUAAGUCAGGGCCCAACUGCCGCAUCACAGCUCUGGAUAAAAAGCACGCCCUUACGUUGUCCAAUCUGAAGAGAGAAGAUGCAGGGACUUUUGCCUUCCAAGCAGAUGGCGUUCAUACUUCUGGCAAACUGAUUGUCACAGAACCUCCUGCUAUGAUUUCCAAGCCCAUAAUGGAUAUCAGUGUUCCUGAGAAGGAGAAGGUUACUUUUGAAUGUGAAGUGUCCAGAACAAAUGCAGACGUUAAAUGGUUCAAGGAUGAUGUGGAACUGAAACCGGGGAAGAACUUUGGCAUCCAUUCCUUGGGCCGAAAACGUACUUUAGUCCUCAACAAAUGCACCCCUGAAGAUGCAGGCACUUACAUCUGUCGUACUACUGAUGAUAACACCUCUGCCAAGCUCACUGUUCAUGCCAGAGAUAUUAAGAUUGUUAAGAAGCUGGUGGAUGUGGAGGUGAUGGAGAAGGAGAAUGCCGCAUUUGUCUGUGAAAUCUCACAUGAUGAAGUGGACUGCCAGUGGUAUAAAGGAAAUACUAAACUCAAAGUCAGUGACAACAUCAAGAUGAGACAAGAAGGCAGAACCUAUGUGCUGCUGUUUAAGUCUGUUUCCCCAGAAGAUAUGGGUGAGAUUAAAUUUACAGCUGAGAAGGCCUCUUCAACUGCACAACUUAAAGUGAAAGAGCUGCCUGUCAAGUUUGUGAAGAAACUCAGGGAUAAGAUAGCGAUGUAUAAGCAUCGUGGUCAUCUUGAAUGCCAAGUGUCACGUGCUAGUGCAAAGGUGAAGUGGUACAAGAACAAGAUGGAGCUCGAACCCAGCAAGAAGUAUGAGAUCAAAAGUGAAGAUGUGUACCGAAAACUCACCAUCAAUGAUGUGGACACUGGGGACGAAGACACGUACACCUGUGACGCCAUUGAUGACAAGACAUCCUGUAAACUGCUUGUGGAAGAGCAGUCCAUAAGCAUUGUGCGGGAGCUUAGUUCAGUAGAAGUGACAGAACCCUUUGCAGCUGUCUUCGAAGUUGAAAUCAGUGUGGACCUGGUGAAACCUCCUGCUUGGACUCUGGAUGGAGUUGCUGUGCAGGAGGGCGCUGAUGUUGAGAUGGAGAAAGAGGGAACAAUGCACCGUCUCACUUUCAAAAAGACCAAAGCAUCCAUGACAGGACCUGUGCAGUUUACAGCUGGAAAGAGCAAGUCUUUAGCCCAGCUCACAGUCAAAGAGCGUCCACUUGAGAUUGCAGAGCCCAUCAAAGACGUGAAGGCGAAGGAGAAAAGCUCAGCCAUACUCACCUGCAAAUUUUCUGCAUUGCCCAAAGAGAUUCAUUGGUUCAAAGGUCAGGUACCUUUGACAGCAUCAGACAAGUAUAACAUGAAGAAAGACACUACAAGGGCUCAACUUACCAUUCAAAGGUUGACUGAGGAAGACACUGGAGAGUACCGCUGUCAGUCCGGACCUGCUGAGACCAAAGGCAACCUUACUGUUGAAGUGCGUGAAAUGAAGAUCACCAAGCACUUGGCUGACACAGAGGUUGAUGAAGACAGCGAUGCAAUGUUUACAUGUGAGAUUAACUAUGAAGAUGAAGAGGUACAAUGGCUUCUGAAUGACAAGGUGCUCUGCACUAAUGAAGUCAACACCAUAACCCAUGAGGGAAAAGUUCACAAGCUCUCGCUUAAGAACUUGGCACCUCAGGACGGGGGAACUAUCACCUUUCAAGUCCGCAAAUUGAAAGAGUCUGUCACACUGAAAGUUAAAGAGAAGCGUGCUGUGUUCCUCAAGUCUCUAGACGAUGUCGUUGGAGAGGAGAAAGGCAUGAUAACUCUGGCAUGUGAGGCCUCCAAGCCCAGGGUUUCUCCCACAUGGAAGAAAGAUGGUAAAGUUUUGAAGGCUGGACCAAAGUAUGAGCUCCUUCACACAGGCAAGUCUUUGGGAUUGAUCAUCAAGGAUGUCACCAAAGAAGAUGCUGGAGAGUAUAGUUGUGAUCUUGGAACUGAAGUUUCUAAGUCAAAGGUCACUGUAAGAGAAAUUGGCAUUGGAAUUACCAAAUGGCUGAAGUCAGCUGAGGUGAAUGAGGGAGAGACAUGUAGCUUUGAGUGCAUCUUAUCUCGUGAGAGCACAGAUGAGUGCUCCUGGACUCUUAAUGGCCAAACAAUUAAAAAUGAAGGCCGCUUCAAGGUCUCUAGUAAAGGACGCAAGUACAUGCUGACCAUUAAGGAUGUCACCCCUGCUGAUACUGGAGAGGUGGUCUUCAACAUUAAAGACCUGAGCUCUAAAACAACAUUAACAGUAGAAGGAAAAGCUUCAUCUGUGUCAAAGGAACUACAGAAUGUUAGUGCUGUUCAAGGGGAAGAAGCUGUAUUUACUUGUGAAGUGACACACGCUACUUCGACUGUAAGGUGGACCAAGGAAAGCAAAGUUAUCAAGAAGAGCCAGAAGUAUGACAUCAGCCAAGAGGAUAAGGUCAUGAAGUUGAUCAUCCAUAAUGUCUCUGCUCAAGACUCUGGAGAGUACAGUUGUGAAGUUGUUGGAGGUGCAACCACCAAGGCCAAGCUGGAGAUCAAGGAGCCAAUCCAUAACUUCACUAAAGAACUAAAGGACAGCCAAGCAGAUGAGAAGAGCUCUGUGACCUUGCAAUGUGAGACUGCACAAACCCCAUCCAGAGUGAUAUGGCUUAAAGGUCACACAGAGCUCAAGGCUGGAGGUCAUUAUGAGAUAUCCCAGAAGGAGGGUGUCUUAACUCUCACCAUCAAACACCUGGAGGAAAAAGAUACGGAUAUCUACACUUGUGAUGUGGGCACUGCCAAGACCAUGGCAAAGGUGACAGUCAAAGCCCUGCCUGCCAGCUUUGUAAAGAAGCUCAAGAACCAGGAUAAAAAGGAAGGGGAGACUGUGACACUUUGCUGUGAGUUAUCAAAAUCUGCGGCCGACGUUCAGUGGAAGAAAGGCUCUGAAAUUCUGAUAGCUGGAGAGAAGUAUGAGAUGAAGCAGAAGGAGACCUCUUGUGAGCUUCAGAUCAAGAGUUUGAAGGUUGAAGAUAGCGGAGAGUACUUUUGCGUGUGUGGGGACCAGAAGACAUCUGCAACCGUGAAAGUCAAUGCCCUGCCUGCCAGCUUUGUAGAGAAGCUCAAGAACCAGGAUAAAAAGGAAGGGGAGACUGUGACACUUUGCUGUGAGUUAUCAAAAUCUGCGGCCGACGUUCAGUGGAAGAAAGGCUCUGAAAUUCUGAUAGCUGGAGAGAAGUAUGAGAUGAAGCAGAAGGAGACCUCUUGUGAGCUUCAGAUCAAGAGUUUGAAGGUUGAAGAUAGCGGAGAGUACUUUUGCGUGUGUGGGGACCAGAAAACAUCUGCAACCGUGAAAGUCAAUGCAUUACCGCCGACCUUUAUACAGAAGCUAGAGAGCCAGGAAGCUGAGGAGGGAGCUGACAUUGUUCUUCGUUGUGAGAUCUCUAAACCUGGAGUCCUAGUGGAGUGGAAGAAAGGAACACAAGUCCUGACGUCUGGAGAAAAGUACCAGAUGAAGCAGACGGCCUCUGUGAAUGAGCUCCACAUUGCUAAAGUGGUGCCAGAAGACAGUGGAGACUACAGCUGCAUGUGUGGAGACCAGAAGACCACAGCCAGUCUCAACAUUAAGGCCCAACCAGUGACCUUCAAAGAGAAGUUAGAGAGCCAGGAGGCUGAGGAGGGAGCUGACAUCAUUCUGCGCUGUGCGAUCUCUAAACCUGGAGUCUCAGUGGAGUGGAAGAGGGGAACGCAAGUACUGAAGUCUGGAGAAAGGUACCAGAUGAAGCAGACGGCCGCUGUGAAUGAGCUCCUGAUCAACAAAGUGGUGCCAGAAGACAGUGGAGACUACAGCUGUGUCUGUGGAGACCAGAAGACCACAGCCAGCCUCAAGAUCAAGGCCCAACCAGUGACCUUCAAACAGAAGUUGGAGAGCAAGGAAGCUGAGGAGGGAGCUGACAUCAGUCUACGCUGUGAGAUCUCUAAACCUGGAGUCCCAGUGGAGUGGAAGAGGGGAACGCAAGUACUGAAGUCUGGAGAAAAGUAUGAGAUGAAGCAGACGGCCUCUGUGAAUGAGCUCCUUAUCAAAAAAGUGGUGCCAGAAGACAGUGGAGACUACAGCUGUGUUUGUGGAGACCAGAAUACCACAGCCAGCCUCAAGAUCAAGGCCCAACCAGUGACCUUCAAACAGAAGCUUCAGGGUCAGGAUGCUGAAGAGGGAGCCAGUGUUACUCUGCGAUGUGAGAUCUCUAAACCCGGAGUGCCUGUGGAGUGGAAGAAGGGAACACAAGUCUUGAAGUCUGGAAAAAAGUACCAGAUGAAGCAGACGGCCUUAGUGAAUGAACUUCUGAUCAACAAAGUGGUGCCAGAAGACAGUGGAGAUUAUAGCUGUGUGUGUGGAGACCAGAAGACCACAGGCAACCUUAAGAUCAAGGCUCAACCAGUGACCUUCAAACAAAUGUUGGAGAGCCAAGAGGCUGAAGAAGGAGCUAGUGUUACUCUACGCUGUGAGCUCUCUAAACCUGGAGUCCCUGUCGAGUGGAAGAAGGGAAUGCACGUACUGAAGUCUGGAAAAAAGUACCAGAUGAAGCAGAAGGCCUUUGUGAAUGAACUUCUGAUAAAAAACUUGGUGCCAGAAGACAGUGGAGACUACAGCUGCGUGUGUGGAGACCAGAAGACCACAGGCAACCUCAACAUUAAGGCCCAACCAGUGACGUUCAAACACAAGUUGGAAGGCCAGGAAGCUGAGGAAGGAGCUAGUGUUACUCUACGCUGUGAGAUCUCUAAACCUGGAGUCCCAGUGGAGUGGAAGAAGGGAACACAAGUCCUGACGUCUGGAGAAAAGUACCAGAUGAAGCAGACGGCCUCUGUGAAUGAGCUCCACAUUGCUAAAGUGGUGCCCGAAGACAGUGGAGACUACAGCUGCAUGUGUGGUGACCAGAAGACCACAGCCAGCCUCAACAUUAAGGCCCAACCAGUGACGUUCAAACACAAGUUGGAAGGCCAGGAGGCUGAGGAAGGAGCAAGUGUUACUCUACGCUGUGAGAUCUCUAAACCUGGAGUCCCAGUGGAGUGGAAGAAGGGAACACAAGUCCUGACGUCUGGAGAAAAGUACCAGAUGAAGCAGACGGCCUCUGUGAAUGAGCUCCACAUUGCUAAAGUGGUGCCCGAAGACAGUGGAGACUACAGCUGCAUGUGUGGUGACCAGAAGACCACAGCCAGCCUCAACAUUAAGGCCCAACCAGUGACGUUCAAACACAAGUUGGAAGGCCAGGAAGCUGAGGAAGGAGCUAGUGUUACUCUACGCUGUGAGAUCUCUAAACCUGGAGUCCCAGUGGAGUGGAAGAAGGGAACACAAGUCCUGACAUCUGGAGAAAAGUACCAGAUGAAGCAGACGGCCUCUGUGAAUGAGCUCCAGAUCAACAAAGUGGUGCCCGAAGACAGUGGAGACUACAGCUGCAUGUGUGGUGACCAGAAGACCACAGCCAGCCUCAACAUUAAGGCCCAAUUAGUGACGUUCAAACACAAGUUGGAAGGCCAGGAAGCUGAGGAAGGAGCUAGUGUUACUCUGCGCUGUGAGAUCUCUAAACCUGGAGUCCCAGUGGAGUGGAAGAAGGGAACACAAGUCCUGACGUCUGGAGAAAAGUACCAGAUGAAGCAGACGGCCUCUGUGAAUGAGCUCCACAUUGCUAAAGUGGUGCCCGAAGACAGUGGAGACUACAGCUGCAUGUGUGGUGACCAGAAGACCACAGCCAGCCUCAACAUUAAGGCCCAACCAGUGACGUUCAAACACAAGUUGGAAGGCCAGGAAGCUGAGGAAGGAGCUAGUGUUACUCUACGCUGUGAGAUCUCUAAACCUGGAGUCCCAGUGGAGUGGAAGAAGGGAACACAAGUCCUGAUGUCUGGAGAAAAGUACCAGAUGAAGCAGACGGCCUCUGUGAAUGAGCUCCACAUUGCUAAAGUGGUGCCCGAAGACAGUGGAGACUACAGCUGCAUGUGUGGUGACCAGAAGACCACAGCCAGCCUCAACAUUAAGGCUGUGAAGCGAUCAGCUUCUCCUUCUGCUGCUGAACCUGAAUCUAAGAGGCAAGAGGCCAUUGAAACGAUGGAAGUCAAGAAGGUUGAAGCUUCAUCCGUAGUUGCUAAAGACCAAAUGCAGGAGAUACAUGAGACAGUAGAAGCCGUGACACUGCAAACCACAGGACAGACUCCUACUCAGCAACUCCUGAAACAGGAGACUCAGACACAGGAGCUGAGAGUUGAAGGUGAAGUUGAGAAGACUGCUGCUGGUAUAACUGCCGAACAAGAUACACAGAGGCAGCAGGGGACCAAAGAGCCAACAGAGGCAGAGAUCACAUCAGCUCCAACAGUAACCUCCAAAGUUGAGCCUGAGAAGGAGGAAUCCAAAAUUGUUGCUGAAGCAGAGAUCACACCAGCUCCAACAGUAACCUCCAAAGUUGAGCCUGAGAAGGAGGAAUCCAGAAUUGUUGCUGAAGCAGAGAUCACACCAGCUCCAACAGUAACCUCCAAAGUUGAGCCUGAGAAGGAGGAAUCCAAAAUUGUUGCUGAAGCAGAGAUCACAUCAGCUCCAACAGUAACCUCCAAAGUCGAGCCUGAGAAGGAGGAAUCCAAAAUCGUUGCUGAAGCUCUUCCAGUCAUAUUCCUUCAAGAUUUGGAAAGCCAAGAGGCUGAGGAGGGAGGUAGUGUUACUCUGCACUGUGAGAUUUCUAAACCUGGACUCCCUGUCGAGUGGAAGAAGGAAACUCAAGUCCUGAGUUGUGGAGAAAAGUACCAGAUGAAACAAAUAGGAUUCAGUUAUGAAUUACAGAUUUUUGAUUUGAGACCUGAAGACACAGGAAGCUACUCAUGCUCUUCAGAGGACACAAUAAGCUUGGCCUCUCUUUCAGUAAAUGCUCUGCCAGUUAUUUUCACAAAAGAGCUGGAGAGCCAAACAGCUGAUGAAGGGAACAGUGUCACUCUGCACUGUGAGCUCUCUAAACCUGAUGUUCCUUUGGAGUGGAGGAAAGGAGAACUUGGUCUUUGCCCGUGUGCCAAGUAUGAAAUUAGACAGACGGAAUGCCUCAACACACUAGUGAUCCAUGAUGUAGACCUAGAGGAUGCUGGAUGUUACACAUGUGACACUGGUGACCAUCAAAGCACUGCACAAUUGACCGUGAAGGCCCAGCCUGUCCUUUUCAAAACCAAGCUGCAGAACCUUGAAAAACAGGCAGGAAAGAGCGCUAGUCUUCGCUGCAUGACCACAAAGCCGGGAGCCAGUGUCAUCUGGAGGUGCGGUGACAGGGUGCUGGCAUCCAGCAGCAAGUAUCACCUGAAACAGGAAGGGGCGGUAGUAGAGCUUGUCAUCUAUAAACUUCAGGGAGCUGACUCAGGAGAAUAUUCAUGUGAUACAGGCAGCCAAAGAACUUCUGCUGUCCUCACUGUGCAGGAGGUUGAGGUUACAAUACUGAAAUUCUUGGAGAGCUGCGUCGUAUCUGAAGGUGAAGAUGUCCACUUUGAGUGUCUAGUUUCUCAUGAAGAGGCACCUCUGGCCCAGUGGAAACUCCAGGACGUCCCACUACAGAAUAAUGAAAUGAAUCUUAUUGAGAAUGAGGGUCGGGCACACAGCCUCACACUGCGUGGUGUCACCACAGCUGACUCAGGCACAGUCACUUUCUCAGUGGGUAACCACACUUCCACUGCCUCUCUGACAGUCAGAGCUGCACCUGUAUUAUUCAAGAAGGAGCUGGAAAGUCAAGAGGCCAUAGAAGGCAACAAAGCCAGCCUGUCCUGCGAGACAUCCAGCCCCGAUUGCAAGGUGACCUGGCGGAAGGGUUCGAGUCUGCUCACACAUGGGGAGAAGUACACUAUGGAGCAGAGAGCUACCACUCACACCCUGGUCAUACACAAGCUGAAUGUGGAGGAUAAUGGAGAAUACACCUGUGAUACAGGCGACAAGAAAAGCACUGCUACCGUGACUGUGAAAGAACAUGUGCGCAUCAUCCGGGAACUCUGCGAUAUUACUGUGACUACUGGGCAGGAUGCUGUCUUUGAAGUCGAGUUGUCUCACUCCGGUGUGAUAAAUGGGGAAUGGUGGCUCGGAGACAAUCUCCUUCAAAAUAAUGAUCUGAAUCAAAUGAGCAUCCAAGGUAGAGUGCACCGUUUGGCCUUGAAGAUGGUAACCACAGAUGAAUCAGGAGAUGUUGCCUUCGUAGUGGGAGAGGAGAAGAGUGUGGCGUGUCUGCUAGUGGAGGAAAAACCCAAAGUGCUAAUACUAGAGAAGCCACAUGACACUGUGGCAUUAGAGGGUGAAACUGUCACUCUGGCCUGCACCAUCUCUGACCCCAAGGCCAAUGUCACCUGGCUCAGAAACAACACCGCCAUCAAAGCAGGUCUCAAGUAUGACCUGAGGAAGAAUGGAGCAUUCCAACAGCUUCGGAUCCACAGCCUGGUGCCUGAGGAUUCAGGAACGUACACCUGUGACACUGGAGAUGCACAGUGUGACGUCACCUUGACUGUGGAAGGUGCGCCAGUAGUCUUCCAGAAAGAGCUCAACAACAUGGAUGCCAUAGAGGGUGAUGAUGUUAUCCUUUCCUGUGAGCUGUCUAAGAGAGGUGUUCGCGUUGAGUGGAGGAAAGGAGGCAAGGUCCUCCAGCCUGGUAAGAAGUAUGAGAUGAGGCAGGAAGGGUGCGUUCAAGAGCUCUGUAUACGAAACCUGGAGCCGGAUGACUGUGGCUACUACACCUGUGAUGCAGGAGACCAGCUCACUACAGCUUCUUUGGCAGUGCAAGUGAAAGAAGUCUUCAUUGUGUGUGGUCUUAAGACCACUGACGUCUUUGUUGGGGAAUGGGCAACCUUCUCCUGCCAGCUGUCUGGUAGGGCACCUGGCAAGGUGCAAUGGUGGUUGGAUGGCAACUUGCUGGAGAACAGCCCCUCUAGUGAGAUAGAGCUGAACCAGAACUUCAUCCAUACACUCACCUUAAAGAACCUGGCCACAGAUGACUCUGGCACUGUCACGUUCAAAGCUGGCAAUUUAACAUCAACAGCCAAGCUCCUAGUCAAAGCCAAACCCAUUGAAAUUGUGCAGGGCCUGGAGAAUAUGGAAACCUUUGAUGGAGGUGAAACAUUGUUUGAGUGUGCCCUCUCUCGUCCUGAGAGCAAAGAUUGCUGCUGGCUUCUUGAUGGGAAACCAGUGAAGGAAUCACCUAAUGCCGAGAUUGUGUCAUUUGAGAGUGGUCGUCGUCACCUGCUCCUGCUCAAAGAGUUGCGUGUUAAAGACAGUUGCACAGUGACCUUCAGAGCUGGUACAGCUUCCACAUCUGCCCAACUCUCUGUCAAAGGCUGGCAGCUGGAAGUUGCAAAGGCUCUGGAGGACAAGGUGGCAGCAGUGGGAGAUAAGGUUGAGUUUUGUGUUGAGCUGACCGAGCCUGUCCCUGCGGCAGAAGUAACCUGGUAUGCUAAUGGUGUUGAGCUCAAGCCCAGUGACCUCUGGGCUAUGAGGGCUGAUGGCUGCUCUUAUCGCCUUGUCCUGAGACAGGCACCUCUUUUGCCCCAGCAGGAAAUUACAUUUGCAGCUAGAGAUGCUCUCUCUUUGGCCAAGCUCACCAUCAUCACUGUACCUGAUCCUCCAGAGGACCCAGAGGUUCUCAGUAAGACUGAACAAUCUGUCACCCUCUCUUGGUUCACUCCUCUACAUAAUGGAGGGAGUCCCAUUCUGGGCUACAGAGUGGAGAUGCGGCUGGUAGACAGUGCCCUCUGGCUUCCAUCCCAUUCUGAACCUGUGUGCAACACAGAGUUUUUGGUCGAAAAUCUUCUUCCAGGGAGUAGCUACAGGUUUAGGGUGGCAGCCAUUAACAGAGCCGGGAUUGGAGAGCCUGUUGAGCUGCCUCAGACUGUGCAGCUUGAGGCACCUGUGCAGGCACUAAUUUGCCCAGGCACAGAGGCAACACAAGUAGAGUCUGACUUACUGGGGCAGCCCAGUCUGCCCCCAGAAGCUGCAGAAGAAGGUGAUGUCCAUGAACUGUGGGAGUCAUCGGCCAAGAAACGGCGCAUGAGUCGAGAGCCCACUCUGGACUCCAUCUCUGAACAGCCUGAGGAAGAUGGUAAAGGUGGUCAGAAGAAAUCAGAACAGAAGGAGAUAAGUGCGUCAGAGAAAGUGGAAACAAAAUCAACCGAGAAGGAGCAGGCCAUUGUUACUAAAAAGCAGACAGAGUCCAGUUUGUACACCAGCUCUGAGGAUGAGUCAGUGACUGGGGGUCCAACGCUUGUGUCCUACCUUAAGAAAAGCAGCAAGUCUUCUGUCACAGCAUCAAGUGAGUCAGAGACUCUUACCACUGAUAGGUUCUUUGCACAUUUCCAGAUGGCAGAGCAGAAAACAGUGCAGCAGACUGAAGUGAAAACAACCAUAAUUCAGCAGACGGAUACAAAACAGGUGUCUACAGAGGAGACUGACAGGGAGAUCGGUAAAGGGGAUGAGUCUGGGCUCACAGAUGCUGCCAUUAAGAUUCAAGCUGCCUUUAAGGGCUACAAGGCCCGCAAGGACAUGCGUCCUGUCUUCAAAGGGGUAUUCAAAGACCAGACCAAAGAACCUAGUGGCACCAUACAUCUGGAAUGUGUGGCAGAAGGUAAACCUGAUAAGGUGCGCUGGCUGAAGGACGGAGAACCACUGACGGAUGGCAAGCACCACCACAUUGAUAUCUACAAUGAUGGCACCUGCUCACUGGUCAUCACUGCCAUCACCACAAAGGAUACUGGAGUUUACACUUGUGAGGUCACCAACAAGUUUGGAGUCACCUCUCACAGUGGUAAGGUGACAGUGGGAACAGUGAGAGAAUCAUCUGGCCGACGGCCACUGACAGUGGGCUACAGUGCUGACAGUGAGCCUGAGAGCUCGUCAGGUAGUGAGAUGGAUGAGUCACUGAGGCAGGCAAGCAGACGCCUCCGGCGCUUGUUGCGCACACGUCUCCCUCCAGAUGUGGAGGAAGAACCAUUUGUCAGUGCAGAUGAAGGAGACCUGCGUCCCCCAGAUCCUCACUCUUACCGUGAGGAUGACAACUACAUUUACAUUCGCUUUGAUUCACGGACAGAGGCUGAGGUCGCCUCGAAGAGGUUCCAGGAGAUGUUUACAAUCCAUGGGGUUCCCGUGGAAACCACCAUCCUGGAGGCAGGGCAUCUCAAAGUGGAGCUGCGAAUUAAAAAGAUGGGCUACUCUGAAGAUGGCACACAGACCCCUACACAAGAUAGACAGCCACCUGCAUUAAUGACUGGAGCCCCUGCUGCCCCAGUCUUCUUGACAGAACUACGAAGUCAGGAUGUUCCAGAUGGAUAUCCAGUUAGCUUUGACUGUGUGGUGAUUGGCAAGCCCCCUCCCACUGUUCGCUGGUUUAAGGAUGGCAAAUUGCUGGAGGAGAAUGACCAUUACAUGAUCAAUGAAGACCAGGAGGGCUGCCACCAACUAAUUAUCACCACUGUGCUUCCCACUGACAUGGGUGUCUAUCGCUGCACAGCUGAAAACAGCAGCGGCAUUGCAGCCACUAAGGCUGAACUCAGGGUGGACAUGUCUUGCAGCUCAGAUUAUGACACUGCUGCUGAUGCCACUGAGACAUCUUCCUAUGUCAGUGCCAAGGGCUACCUUUCCAGGGAAACUGAGACCUUCGAGUCUGUGACUGAAGAUGAUCAGUUACCACAAGUUAUAGAGGAACUUCAUGAUGUUCAUGUCAGUCCAGGUUCACCUAUUGCAAAGAUGGAGCUCAAAGUAAAGGGCUUCCCCAAACCCAGAGUAUACUGGUUCAAAGAUGGCCAUCCUCUGCGGGCCUCAGCAAGGAUUACGUUGCUAGCAGAGCGAGAUUAUCAUGGUGUGGAGAUCCUGGAGGUGAAGAAAGAGGACAUGGGAGAGUACUCUGCUUACAUCAGCAAUGCAGCCGGUUCUGCUUACUCCUCUGCCCGACUGAUUGUCCUAAAACCAGGGGAGAUUUUGCCACAAGAUAAAAAAGAUUCCAAGGAGCCCUUGGUGCCACCACGGUUCCUUGAAAGGUUCAGCAACAGGAAGGUGAAACAAGGAACCAGCAUCACUUUGUCUGUCAAAGUAGAAGGGUCUCCCACUCCCAUGGUCUCCUGGCUGAAGGAGGAAUCAAUGGAAGAUGUCCUGUGGAUCAAGCCUGAUACCAAGGGAUACAAAAUAGCAAGCUCUGGGCGACAGCACAGCCUCAUCUUGAUGGAUGUGGGAACAGAGUACACUGGUGCCUAUACGUGUAUUGCCACAAAUAGGGCAGGACAGUCCAUCUGCACUGCCCACCUCGAGGUGGAUGACACACCAAAGAAAGAGACCAAAGCCACAGAGGUUCUUGGGAUUACAGUUAGUCCUCCAGAGGAGGAGGCUAACAGAGAAAAAGAGGGUAAAAUACCCUACAUAGGUGAAGUAGGUACAGAGGAAUUCCUCAUGAAACUCACCUCCCAGAUCACUGAAAUGGUAUCAGCGAAAUUCACUCAAGACAGCUCACAGAAUCACGAAGUGCUCCAGUGGAUGAAAUCUUGGCCUAAAGCUACCACUUCAUUACGCGUACCAGGUGUUGACAGUGAUGAUGAGACUAAGACCCCCUCUGCAUCACCUCAUCACGGUCGCUCUCGUCCUCCUUCCCUCAUUGCUGACUCCUCCUCUGAGUCUGAUGAGGGGGAUGCCAGGGGAGAGAUGUUUGACAUCUAUGUGGCAACGGCUGACUACAACCCCACCAUUGCAAGCAAAGAAUCCAUCUCCCUGAAGGAGGGACAGUAUGUUGAGGUUUUGGACUCAGCUCAUCCACUCAAGUGGUUAGUCCGGACCAAACCCACCAAAACUACACCAUCUCGCCAAGGAUUCGUCUCACCUGCCUACCUGGACAAGAAACUCAAACUCUCUGCUGAUACGGGUGACCUUCCAGAAACAAAUGUAGAGGAGGUAUCUGAGGGAGAAUACAAGAGGAAAUUAUUCCAACUGAUUCAGGACUUGGUCAAGGGUGAAUCAGAGUUUGUUAAAGAGGUAAACUUCUUUACCUCCCAUCACCUGAAGCAUGCAGACAGCUCCGAUGCACCACCUGAUGUCAGCAGCCACAAAGAAGCCAUAUUUAGGAACAUUGAUGAUAUCAAGACCUUCCACAGCAAGGCCUUCAUGCCAAAGUUAAAUGACUGUGAGACAGACGAUGACAUAGCCAUGUGCUUCCUGAAGAACAAAGAGGGCUUCGAGAAGUACCUCCAGUAUCUUGUAGGUCAGGGUCAGGCUGAAUCUGCCCUCAGUGACAAGACUGUCCACUGCUUCUUCAAGGAGUACACUGACAAAGAGCAAGCCAGUGCAGACCCUGCGGGUCCCCCUGUACGCAGCAUCAACACCUACAUCCAACAACCACUGGAGAGGAUUCAGAAGUACAAGGUCUUCCUCAAGGAGCUCAUUCGAAACAAGGCAAGAAACGGUCAGAACUGCUGCCUCCUGGAAGAGGCGUAUGCCAUGGUGUCUGCACUUCCUCAGCGCUCCGAGAAUACCCACCAUGUCUCCAUGAUAGAGAACUAUCCUGCAACCCUGGAAGUACUAGGAGAGCCACUUAGACAGGGACCUUUCCAAGUGUGGGAGGGAGCGCCUGGAAUUAGGACGUCCUCUAGAGGUCACCACCGCCACGUGUUUCUCUUUAAGAACUACUGUAUAAUCUGCAAACCCAAGAGAGACAGCAACACUGAUACACAAGCUUAUGUCUUUAAGAACAUGAUGAAGCUGAAUAACAUUGAUGUGAAUGAGACAGUGGAGGGUGAUGACCGUGCCUUUGAGAUCUGGCAUGAACGCGAGGACUCGGUCAGAAAAUAUACCUUGCAGGCCCGAACCGUUACCAUCAAGAACUCAUGGCUGAGAGACUUCCGAGAACUACAACAGCGAUACACCAUGCCUGCUUGGAGUCCCCCUGACUUUGAUGAAAUUCUGGCAAACUGCACAGCGGAGCUGGGACAGACUGUUAAACUGGCCUGCAAAGCCACUGGAGUACCCAAACCUGUGGUCACCUGGUACAAGGACGGACGUGCAGUGGAGGCAGAUCCUCAUCACAUCAUCAUUGAGGACCCUGAUGGUUCCUGCACGCUUAUACUGGAUAACAUGACAGCAGAUGAUUCUGGCCAGUACAUGUGCUUUGCCACAAGCCCAGCUGGCAAUGCCAGCACUCUUGGCAAGAUCACUGUUCAGGUGCCUCCUCGUUUUGUGAAUAAAAUGAGGACUGCUAUCUUUGCUGCUGGUGAGGAUGCUCAGUUCACUUGCGUCAUACAGAGCGCCCCUAGCCCCAAGAUCAGGUGGUUCAAGGACGGCAGGCUGCUGACUGACCAGGAAAAGUAUCAGACCUACAGUGAGCUCCGUAGCGGAGUUCUGGUCUUGGUAAUAAAAAACCUAACAGAGAGAGACCUGGGACACUACGAGUGUGAGUUGUCCAACCGUCUGGGCAGUGCCAAGUGUGCUGCUGAUUUAGUUCUACCCUCCGCUGUGGCUCGCAGUGGUGAGCAGGCCAUCAGGAUUGAAGUUACAGAGCAGGAGACUAAAAUACCAAAGAAAACCAUCAUCAUUGAGGAGACUAUAACCACUGUGGUGAAGAACCCACGUAUGAGGAGGCACAGGUCCCCUGGCUUGACUGUUACUGGAGCCCACCGCUUGGAGACUUCCACCCCAGAGCCCCCCACAGCCAGGCUGAGGAGGAUGCCCACUCCAAGAAAGACCACUAUCCCAACCCUUUAUGUUACUGAGCCUGAGGGUGCUGAGGCCAGGGUCACGGAAAGCAAGCCCAAGUGGGUUGAGGUAGAGGAGGUCAUUGAGUACAAGGUCAAUAAAUCUCCCAGGCCGCCCAGGAGGAGAGGCAUCUCACCGGCAGGGUCUGAUCGUGCAGCCACUCCCUCCAGACCCAAAAGGUCUCCACCAGAAAACCCAAAUGCCAACAAUUCCAACAACAAGCUGGUGGAGCAGGCACAGGCCCAGCUGCAAGGAGACGUCAGCAGCCAGCCGCUCUCCUGGGAAGACGAGGAGGGUAGUGCUCCCUCUGGUUCUGCCGCUGAAAUCAUUGGAGAGCCACAUGAGCUCUCAUCUGUCCUUACCACAGCUGAAGAGAACGACGAGGACCUGGAUGACCAACAGACCGUCAUCUUUGAACCCGAUGACGAAGAUAAUGAUCUUGACCUUUACAGAAAGCAGGAACCAAAGAUCCUGACACAUGGAGAUCGUGUUUUGACCCUCGAGGACUUGGAGGAUUACGUCCCAGAAAAAGGAGAGACCUACGGCUCCUCCAGCACCCACGACCACCCGGCUGAAAAGCCGUGUGAGAUCUCCGUGCUGCAGAGGGAGAUCGGUGGGUCCACGGUGGGACAGCCAGUGCUCCUCAACGUGGGGCGGCCUGUCAUGGUCCCGAGACAGAGGAGUGGCUUCUUCAGUCGCUUCAGGGAUCAGCUCUCCAGCAGCCUCUUCUCAUCUGCUGCCCCCCAAGCCAGUGGCACCCGGUCUAGAACGGAGAGGAAUGUCCCCAUUCAAGUGAGCCACGCAAAGCUGGAAGUGAAGCCUUCAUACUGCUCAGAGGUGCAGAGAGUUGAGGGUGGGCAGCAGAGCUUUAAAACCAAAGUGUCAACUCAGACCUACGGAUACACAUCAGUGGGAAACCCAGUCACUCUUCAAAUUAGUGAUAAUCUUUAUCAGAACCAGUAGCUUUAAAAUAACUGGGGUACAAGAAAGUAUAAUUUGGUACCACAAAUCCUCUUAGUCUUAAAUGGGGACAAUACUUUUCUACUUACAUGAUGAAUAAGACAUAUCCUAACCUGAAGUAUAUUUACUGCAUUUGACAAACCAUUCCAUUUUGAAGCUAUCCAUCAGAAAAUAGGCUCAUCAGGUCUUUUUCUUGUCAAAUGGUUAGAGUCAGAUGGUCUCUUUAGACGUUCAGGCGUUUCUAUAGAGAAAACUCUAAAGAAGAGAGAAAAUCUAAGUAUAAAUUGUGUCACUGUAAGCAGGUUUCAGUCCCACACGGUUCUGUUACAACAUCUAUAAAACAGUAAGUGUAUGUGUUAUAUAAUACAUAGUGGACAGAAGCCAAGAAACCAAGGCUUGACAUUUGACUGAUGGACUUUUGAAGGCUCUAACAUUACAUGUUUUGUUUCAGUUACACAUAGUUUCACAAAAUUAUGAAUCCAGGCAGUAUAUUUAGUGAUGCUUUAUACAUAAACAAAUAGCUAUAUAUUUAGAUAUACAGUAUAUAUUUUUGGUUUUUACUUUUGUACCUUUCAAGAAAUGUUGCCUUUUUCACUUUUGCAGUGACCAAUUCCUGGAGCAGCAAAAGUUGGAGUUAAUGAAUAUUAAUGAGGUCAAGUCUACACCUUUCUAUUUCCGUAUUGCUAUAAGUUAAUUUAAAUAUGCAAUACUCAUGUCAACCUGAUAGCAGACCUUCGAUGACUGUUGUGGUUCAUGGGCUGUUGUUGAAGUUUAAUCAAAGAUGGGCUGUCAAAUAUGCUCAGGGAACUGAGUAUAUUUGACAAAAUAAGUCCUCAACACCUUUGUGAAUGAUUUCAAAGGUGAGCAACGUAUACAAACAUGACAUUUCUACAAGCAAAUCAUUUAAAUGGGCUGACAUAACAGAUCUCAACUGACUGUUGAAUUUACGUAAUUUAUUAGUGUGAAACAGAUGUUUCUACCAUCAGUUGUGAAUUUAAUGCUGUACUCAGUUUGUAGACAUAACUGUGUCUGUUAAUGCGGUGCAAUGACCUGUGAACUAACAGGAUAUCACAGGGAUAUUUCAGUGUAAGUGAUAUAUAGUUAGAUGAGUGACUGCAUGUAUUUGCUUUUUCAGAGCAAUUGUGUUCAUCCAAAGUAAUCCAGUCUUUCAUGUCGUAUUUAAUUAUGAUGAAAUGUUUGUGCAAAGUACCGACUUUACUACCUUCACUAUGCAAUUUAAGUGUCUAGAAUAAUUGCCUCCUUAAUUAUGUGUGUGUGUUGAUUUUUUAGUCAGUUACAAGGAUCAUGUUAUGUAUUUCAGUAUUACAGCACUAACAGAUUGUAAUUGCUUGUACAUGUGUAGUUUUUGAGAGACAUGUUUGUCUUCCAAAAGUGUUAAAUCUGAAUUAAAUAAAAGUACGGCAAAUU
Molecule: messenger RNA, 23057 nt
Organism: Thunnus maccoyii (southern bluefin tuna)
Lineage: Eukaryota; Metazoa; Chordata; Actinopteri; Scombriformes; Scombridae
Gene: obscnb
Product: obscurin, cytoskeletal calmodulin and titin-interacting RhoGEF b
Exons: 93
Coding region: 342-21632 (7096 amino acids)
Molecular function (GO): guanyl-nucleotide exchange factor activity; protein binding
Source: RefSeq, a predicted model, not a curated record